GCCCGCUGUCAAUGUCCAACUUGCAAUCAGGGAGGUGUAAAAGGCUGGCAGCGGCAAGGGACAGCAUUCAUCUUGUUGGCGAAGCACCGGGAGGCGCAAACAUGGAAAAAGAUGCUCGACCCAACUGGGACAGUCCCAUGCAGUUCGUGUUGGCCUGCGUUUCGUACGCGGUCGGGCUGGGGAACGUGUGGCGCUUCCCGUACCUGUGCCAGAUGCACGGCGGAGGGAGUUUCUUGAUUCCGUAUCUGCUGAUGCUGUUUGUAGAGGGUGUGCCGUUGUUCUACAUGGAGCUCGCCGUUGGUCAGAAGAUGCGCUUGGGAAGCAUCGGGGCUUGGCACGCAAUUAGCCCGUAUUUGGGUGGAGUGGGACUUGCUAGUGUUGUGGCAUCCCUGUAUAUUUGCCUCUACUACAACAUCAUCAAUGCAUGGAGUUUCUGGUACCUCUUUAAUUCAUUUCAAUCUGUCCUGCCUUGGUCACAGUGUCCUGUUAAUGCCAACUUGACAGGACCCGUAGAAGAGUGCCAAAAGGCUUCUUCCACGCAGUACUUCUUUUUCAGGGAAACACUGAACAUUUCCCCUAUGAUUGAAGACACCGGAGGCAUGCAGACAAGCCAGGUUUUGUGCCUCCUGCUUGCCUGGGCGAUCACCUACCUGUUCAUUAUACACGGAGUAAAGUCAUCAGGGAAGGUGGUUUACUUCACUGCCACAUUUCCCUACGUGGUCCUCAUCAUCUACCUGGUCAGGGGUUUAACUCUUCCUGGCGCCAUCAAUGGUAUCAAAUACAUGUUCACCCCCAAGCUGCAAGAACUGGCCAACCCGCUGACGUGGAUCAACGCCGCCACUCAGAUCUUUUAUUCCCUGGGGUUGGGCUUCGGGUCGCUCAUAGCGUUUUCCAGCUACAACGAGUACCACAACAACUUUGAGCACCAAGCCGUCAUUGUCGCCCUCAUCAACAGCGGAACUUCCAUCUUCGCUUCCAUCGUCACUUUUUCCAUCUACGGGUUCAAAGCCACAGUGAACUAUGAGAACUGCCUGGAGAGGACACGUAUAUUGCUGCUGAAUGCCUUUGACCUUGCAGAGGAGACUAUCAGCAUAAACAAUGUGUUCGACUGGGUUAUCAAACUCAAUGCAUCACACCCAGAGCAGUUUGCUGAACUUGGCAAUAAACUGGAAGGCUGUGACCUGACGACUGAACUAGAUACGGCAGUGGAAGGGGUUGGUCUCGCCUUCAUUUUGUACACUGAAGCCAUUCAAAACAUGCCACUGCCUCAGAUAUGGUCAGUGCUGUAUUUUUCAAUGCUGCUGCUUCUGGGCAUGGGCAGCAUGCUGGGCAACAUCACUGCCAUCACCACCCCGCUACGAGACUUUAAGUUCCUGGCUGGCGUCCGCAACGAGGUGCUAAAUGGUACGGUGUGUCUGGUGUUGAUGCUGCUCGGCCUGGGCUUCACCACCCCUUCAGGGAAUUACUGGUUUAGCAUGUUCAAUGACUACGGCACCUCCUUCUCCCUCCUCUUCGUGGUCCUCAUUGAGAUCAUCAUCGUCAGUUACAUCUACGGAAUUAAAAGGUUUGAAAAGGACAUAGAAGACAUGCUAGGCCACCGGCCCAACUGGUUCUUGAAGAUCAUGUGGGUGGCAGUCAGUCCCCUUAUCCUCAUUGCCAUCUUCAUCUUCUACAUUGUCAACUACAUCAGAGGAGGGGCACCCACCUACCAAGCAUGGGACAAGGAGCUGGGAAAGACGGUGCUGACCAGCUAUCCCGUCUUCGGGCAAGUCUUCAUUGGCUUGCUGCUGGUGUCUGCCGUGAGCUGUGUUCCUCUUACGGCUCUGCACGUGUUCUGCAAGACCAGAAAACACAAAUACAUGAAAGACGAGGUCAGGACUGAAUGUGCGUCGCCUGCCCAGAUUACGGUGACACAGUAGAGCCCCGCUAUUCCCGAAGCGCCGGCGAAAGGUGGAAACUGAGAUGAGUAACUGAUACGGCCAUAAAAAAUUUAAAAGUCUAUUUUUGACAUGCGGCUCGCUCCUCCCCCAUCAAGCCUUCCUGCUACGUUGACGUUGGCGUUCUCCGAUCAACAUUUGCAAUAAAAGUGAGUGUUGUAAUUGUUAGAUUAGAUUCAGAUUCAUUGUUCACUCGCGACAUGAUCCAGUUUUAGUCCUUAAAUAGUCCUCAUGCACUUAUGAAACACAUUUAAAGUACAAAAUGAAUAAAUACUCACCGCUAAUGGACGACGUGAGGCCAGAGGGACUAGAAUGUUGUGCCUCCUAGCCAAACCAAUUUUAACGAUGGUGCAUUCAAAGACUGCAGGAGAAAGUGUGAAAUCUCAGCGCUUGAGGAAAAAAUUUUCUCAGUGAAGCAUGAAGACAUAAACAUGUGAAAAUGGUGGGGUGGGGGGGUUUAACAGUGGUAUGCUGUACAUCAGGGGUGUCCAAAGUGUGGCCCGGGUGCCAUUUGCAGCCUGCCGCACAUUCUAAAAAUAUAACAAGAAAACCAAAAAAAAAAACCAACCAAAAAAUCCGUAAAAGUCGAGUCAAAAUAUGAAGACAAAAAAGUUGUAAUUUAAUGAGAAAAAGGAGAAUAACGCCGUAAUAUUAUGUGAAAAUUUUGGUUGCAUAGAGUUGGAAUAAUAAAGAAAAAAUAUUUUUUUUUCAAGUCAUAAUAUUAUGAAAAACAAACAAAACAAGGACUAAAGUUAAAAUACGUUUAAAAUUAAGUUGUGGAAAAAGUUCUAAUGUUACAAGAAUAAAGUCGUUAUUAUGAGAAGAACAUUCACAAGAGGAAAUAGUUGGAAAAUUUAAAAAAAAAGUGAAAAUAUCGAGAGAAAAGGUUGUAUUCUAACAAGAAAAAAAAGCUAUUUUAUGACAAUAAACUCAUAAUAUGAUGAGGAAAAAUAAUGUCAUUUUAGUAGCAUAGUGUUGAAAUGAAGAAAAAUAUGUUAUUUUUUUAAAGUUGCAAUAUUAUGAGAAACAAAAAAAAAAUUAAAUUAGGUUGAAAAAGAAAAAUUCCAAAGUUUGAGAAGAAAGUUGAAAUAUUUUAUAUAAUAUAUACAGUAUAUGUCAGCUGGGAUAAGCUCCAGCAUACCCGCAACCCUCGUGAGGAUAAGCAGCAUAGAAGGUGGACGGAUGGAUGGGUUAGGAGUUACAUUUGACAAGAAUAAACUGGUAACAUUAUGAGGAAAAAUAAUGUCGUUUUAGUAGCAUAGACUUGAAAUACUAAAGAAAUGAUAGGGUAUGUUUUUAAAGUCCAAAUGUUACGAGAAACACAUUUUCUGCAUUUUUAUUUCAACAAAUAAAGUUGUAAUUUUAGGAAAAUUAGUUUGAGGAAAAAGGUUAAAUACUGUGGGGAAUAAAAUCAUGUUACGAGAAAAAAAAAGUAUGACGUUUAUGUAAGUAGAAAAGCUGAAAUAUUUGGAACGACGGCAAAAAUGAGGAAAAAGAGCCAAGAGUGAAGUGGAUUGGAAGUGGACUAAUGAGGCUUUUUCACCGAUACGACAAAGCUGAACCGCAUGACUGGUAUACUCCUCCUGUUCCGAUCGCAUUGCAAAUGUAUCGUUCAGACCACUGAAGAGAACACGUUCAGGGGGACGACAGACAAAGAGAGAGAAGACGGCUUCAAUAACUGAUCGGAGUCUGAGUGGGGGAUGUCGAGGAAGGGUUUGGGGAGGAGAAGGCAUCAGAAUGUAGCCACUGAUGGUGAGAGCAUCCACUUCAUGGCCUGUUUCUGUAGUGCAGGAUGGGCCAGAUGGUCAGCUGGUGCAGGAAUAGCAGGGCUGUAGUUGUCAGAACCAACUGAAGAACCUUGGCACUGGAUGUAGAGCCGAGUGGGAGAACCUGGGCAUGGACAGAGAGAAGAGAGGGCGAGACAUACCAGCAGACACAGCAAGAACUGUGGUAAAAGUUAUGACGCCUCCGUUUACUGUCAUUAGUGUCAUAAAAAUAUAACAGCAAAGGCAGAAACAUUGCUGAUAACAAUAAUACGAAUAACAUUAAGUACCAAACAAUGAAAGGAUGUUGGAAACAGACCAUGCAUGCAUGCUAGUGUGUGUGAUUAAGGGUUAGAAUUUGUCGCUUGGAGCCGCCCCCCCCCUGGAGGGACCAGUCCAGACCAUCCCAGCCCUCCAAGCCCCCCAAGGGCGCAGGAGACCCGCGGAAACCCCACCCCCUGGCAGCCCGACACCCAACCCACCGAGGAAUCCACAGCGGAGCACGAGGACGCCCACCCCUCCACCGGCGCAGCCCCCCCCAGGAACGUGAAGGGGGGGGCCACCAAACGCCAUGCCCAGGAGGCCCCCCCCCCCAGCCAGCGACACCCACAAAACCCCUGCGGGCAGACCACCGCGUGCCCCAGAGGCCAAGGCCCUGCCACAGGCACCCUCAGGGGAGGAGACAGUGAGAUGAGAUGAGUUAUAUGAGAAACAAAACAAUGAAUGUUGCAAUUUUUGGAAAAUUAGGUUGCAGAGAAAGUUGUAAUGUUACGAGAAUUACGAGAAAAAAAAAUAUUAUGUUGUGGAAAAAGUUAAGAGACAAUAAAAAUAUUAUGGGUGUAAAAUCAUAAUUAAAAGGAAAACAUUUACAAGAAGGCUGAAGUAGUUGGGAAACAAAGCAGAAAUGGAAAAAAAACAGCUGCAAUUUAACGAUAAUAAAGUCAAAAUAUUAAGAGAUAAAAGUGAUGUUGUAAUGACAAAAAAAGUCACCAUUUUACAACAAUAAUAUUUACAAAGAUCACUUAAGAAAGUUGAAAUAUUUGGAAAUAAUUUUUUUUAAAACAAGCAAAAAUGGGGGAAAAGGAGCAAAGAGUGAAGUUGAUAUAAUAAUGUACUUUUUCACCUGAAUGACAAAACAGAUGAAAUAUCAUUUGUUAGCAUAUGUACAUGUGUUGCUUUAUAUAUACAGUAUAAAUAAUAUACAUCAUUUGUUAGCAUAUGUACAUGUGUUGCUUUAUAUAUAUAUAAAUAAUAUAUAUCAUUUGUUAGCAUAUGUACAUGUGUUGCUUUAUAUAUAUAAAUAAUAUAUAUCAUUUGUUAGCAUAUCUACAUGUGUUGCUUUAUAUAAAUAAAUAAUAUAUAUCAUUUGUUAGCAUAUGUACAUGUGUUGCUUUAUAUAAAUAAAUAAUAUAUAUCAUUUGUUAGCAUAUGUACAUGUGUUGCUUUAUAUAUAUAAAUAUAUAUCAUUUGUUAGCAUAUCUACCUGUGUUGCUUUAUAUAUAUAUAAAUAAUAUAUAUCAUUUGUUAGCAUAUGUACAUGUGUUGCUUUAUAUAUAUAUAAAUAAUAUACAUCAUUUGUUAGCAUAUGUACAUGUGUUGCUUUAUAUAUAUAAAUAAUAUACAUCAUGUGUUAGCAUAUGUACAUGUGUUGCUUUAUAUAUAUAAAUAAUAUAUAUCAUUUGUUAGCAUAUGUACAUGUGUUGCUUUAUAUAUAUAAAUAAUAUAUAUCAUUUGUUAGCAUAUGUACAUGUGUUGCUUUAUAUAUAUAAAUAAUAUACAUCAUUUGUUAGCAUAUGUACAUGUGUUGCUUUAUAUAUAUAAAUAAUAUACAUCAUUUGUUAGCAUAUCUACACGUGUUGUUUUACUAAAUAUCAAAGUGGCAAAGGUGUGGCCCUCACUGGAAAACAUUUGGACACCCCUGCUUGAAAGCUUAAAAGUGGACCCAUUUGAAUUAAUAAGUAAUAGUAGUACCUCUGAUGUAUGGUACAUUUAUUUGGUAUAGUAUCAAAGAACACAAAAAUGGUAUUCGGCAUAAUUCUGCUCAUGUGUCCUGUAAAAUAUGUAUAUAUUGUACAUACGUGUCAUCUGUCUUAUAUAAUACACAAGGCUUAUAAAGUGUUGAGAAAAAGUGUUUGCCCCUUUCCUGAUUUCUUAUUUUUUGCACGUUUACAACACUUAAAUGUUUCAGAUCAUCAAACAAAUGUAAAUAUUAGUCAAUGACAACACAACUGAACACUUCAUGCAGUUUUUAAAUGAAACUUUUUAUUAUGAAGGGAGAAAACAAUCCAAAGCUACAUGUCCCUGUGUGAAAAAGUGAUUGCCCCCUAAAGCUAAUAACUGGUUGGCCCCCCUUAGCAGCAACAACUGCAAUCAAGCGUUUGUGAUAACUUGCAAUGAGUCUCUUACAGCGCUGUGGAGGAAUUUUGCAGAAUUGUUGUCAUUCAGCCACAUUGGAGGCUUUUCCAGCAUGAAGCACCAUUUUAAGGUCAUGCCACAGCAUCUCAAUAGGAUUGAUGGUGUGUUUUGGAUCAUCGUCCUGCUGCAGAACCCAAGUUGCUUUCAGCUUGAGGUCACCAACAGAUGGUCGGACAUUCUCCUUCAGCAGAAUUCAUGCUUCCAUUUAUCACAGCAAGUCUUCCAGGUCCUGAAGCAGCAAAACAGGCCCAGACCAUCACACUACCACCACCACAUUUUACUGUUGCUAUGAUGUUCUUUUUCUGAGAUGCCAGACGUAAUGGGACACACCUUCCACAAAGUUCAACUUUUGUCUGGUCAGACCACAGAGUAUUUUCCCAAAGGUCUUGAGGAUCAUCAAGAUGUUUUCUGCCAAAAUUGAGAUGAGCCUCAGCGUUCUUUUUGUUCAGCAGUGGUUUUGGUCUUGGAACUCCAUGCAAGCCGUUUUUGCCUAGUGUCUUUCUUAUGGUGGAGUCAUGAACACUGACCUUAAGUGAAGCAAGUGAGGCCUGCAGUUCUUUGGAUGUUGUUCCUCCUGAGAAGGUUCACCACUGUUCCAUAUUUUUGGCCAUUUGUGGAUAAUGGCUCUCACCGUGGUUGGCUGGAGUCCCAAUGCUUUAGAAAUGGUUUUAUAACCUUUUCCACACUGAUAGAUCUCAAUUCAUCUCAGUUAUGUUCGCAUUCAAAAGUGCAUCAAGUGUUCAGUUGUGUUGUCAUUGACUAAUAUUUACAUUUGUUUGAUGAUCUGAAACAUUUUUGUGUGACAAACAUGCAAAAAAAUAAGAAAUCAGGAAGGGGCAAACUUUUCACACCACUGUAUAUACACACACGCGCGCACAUGCGCACACACACACACGUAUCUACAUAAACUCUUUAUAUGCAUUUGCCAUAUGCAACUGUUUAGUUUUCUCAUUUGCCUUGAAUGUCCCGAAGUGUCACUGCUGUACUUUCACGUCAUGCAUGAGUGGUACUGUUACGCAACAAAGUCAUCAUUCUGUAAAAGUGACCGUGGAUAUGAAAUGUUGUCAU
Molecule: messenger RNA, 7183 nt
Organism: Dunckerocampus dactyliophorus (ringed pipefish)
Lineage: Eukaryota; Metazoa; Chordata; Actinopteri; Syngnathiformes; Syngnathidae
Product: sodium- and chloride-dependent transporter XTRP3-like
Exons: 11
Coding region: 12-1919 (635 amino acids)
Biological process (GO): sodium ion transmembrane transport
Cellular component (GO): plasma membrane
Molecular function (GO): L-proline transmembrane transporter activity
Source: RefSeq, a predicted model, not a curated record